CCACCCGGCCGUCUGCGCGCUCUGCACCCGCGGCGCCCCCGCCCGCGGCCCCUCGCGCGCCGGCUCCGGGCUCACCGGCAGCGGGAGCGGCCUCAAGAUGGACGAAGGCGGCGGCGGCGGCGGCGGGGAGGGCGGCGCGCCCGAAGACCUCUCCUUAGAAGAGCGGGAAGAGCUCCUAGACAUCCGUCGAAGGAAAAAGGAACUUAUUGAUGACAUCGAGAGACUCAAGUACGAAAUCGCCGAGGUCAUGACUGAGAUCGACAACCUGACAUCCGUGGAGGAGAGCAAAACGUCUCAGAGGAACAAGCACAUCGCCAUGGGAAGGAAGAAGUUCAACAUGGACCCCAAGAAGGGCAUCCAGUUUUUGAUGGAGAACGGCCUGCUGCAGGGCGCCCCGGAGGACGUGGCGCAGUUCCUGUACAAGGGCGAGGGCCUGAACAAGACCGUCAUCGGGGACUACCUGGGGGAGCGGGACGAGUUUAACAUUAAAGUGCUCCAGGCUUUUGUCGAGCUCCACGAGUUUGCUGAUCUCAACCUCGUCCAAGCCUUAAGGCAGUUCCUGUGGAGCUUCCGGCUCCCCGGGGAGGCCCAGAAAAUCGACCGCAUGAUGGAGGCGUUCGCGUCCCGCUACUGCCUGUGCAACCCCGGCGUCUUCCAGUCCACAGACACGUGCUAUGUGCUGUCCUUCGCCAUCAUCAUGCUCAACACCAGCCUGCACAACCACAACGUGCGGGACAAGCCCACGGCCGAGCGCUUCGUCACCAUGAACCGAGGCAUCAACGAGGGCGGGGACCUGCCCGAGGAGCUGCUGAGGAACUUGUACGAGAGCAUCAAGAACGAGCCCUUCAAGAUCCCGGAGGACGACGGCAACGACCUGACCCACACCUUCUUCAACCCCGACCGCGAGGGCUGGCUGCUGAAGCUGGGCGGGCGCGUGAAGACCUGGAAGCGGCGGUGGUUCAUCCUCACCGACAACUGCCUCUAUUACUUCGAAUACACGACGGAUAAGGAGCCGCGGGGGAUCAUCCCGCUGGAGAACCUCAGCAUCCGGGAGGUGGAGGACCCCCGCAAGCCCAACUGUUUCGAGCUUUAUAACCCAAGCCACAAGGGGCAGGUCAUCAAAGCCUGCAAGACGGAGGCGGACGGCCGGGUGGUGGAGGGCAACCACGUGGUGUACCGCAUCUCGGCGCCCAGCCCGGAGGAGAAGGAGGAGUGGAUGAAGUCCAUCAGAGCGAGCAUCAGCAGGGACCCUUUCUACGACAUGCUGGCCACGCGGAAAAGGAGGAUUGCCAAUAAAAAGUAGCUUUCCUCGCCUGAACAGGUAAAAAGUAAAACCAAAACCCCACAGCAGAGGGGCCGGGCGAGGCAGCCCAGGAAGCGGUGCGCCAGCGCGGCCUGCGGGCCCCGAAGCCUCACGCGCGUCUGGUGAGCGACACCGGGCGUUUCCCUCCCGCCAACCUCGGCCUCGCGGCCGUGUCCACUCGUCCUCCUUGCGGUUCCUGUGGCAGCGGCGCCUGGGAGUCGAGCCGCGACCAUCCACGCAGCGGACUCGGGCGCGAGGUCUGCCACGGAACCUCGCUCCUCCAGUCGCCACACAUGCUCAUUCGUGAUGGUGUUCACUGUUUUAGAAGCUUCUGUUUUAUAUCAAAACGAAAGAAAAGCUACCACUUUUUUAUUCAGAUUUUUUUUCUCAGAUAUAUAGGACUCUAGCUUUUAUAUGCCUUUUUAUACUCUGAAAUUAUGAAAGAUACUUACUUUCUGAUAGUAUUUUUAGAAUGGCAGCUAUAAACGUAACUCCCGCCACAAGUAUGUACUGUGCACUGAACAGAAGUGAUGUAGACACUAUAUAUGCAGCAGCCGGGCGGGCACUGCACGGGGGGCGCCCUCAUUCCUCCUGGACAGGGAGGGUCCAAUUCCCCAGGGACCCCUCAGCUCAGGCCUGGUGGCCCCCCAGACACUUCCUGAAAAGGCCAAUCAGUACCGCUGAUGAUUGGGGGCAUUUGUCCCAUAACUGCGGAGCCCCGGCACAGACCUGUGUGGAACCAGAUGAAACUGCCUGUGUGGGACGCCCACAAGCCGCAGUUCCAUCGGUUCCACUGAACACGGGGCUGGUUCAGCCUGCGGCCACUGCCUUCGCUAUUGAGAACCUUCGUGCAGAAAGGACGCUUGUGUCCCUGAUCUGACCGUUGACCACGUUCCUCAAUAGGAUCGAAGGCAUGGAAGUAACGAAAAGCACGCUCACUGCACGUGGCGGAGCUCUCCUGUCCCGUCCCGCGGGGAGAGCGGGCUGCGGGGCGAUGUGGCGUUUAGGGUUUCCUGUCAACAGUACAGCCCCAGGUGCACGCUGUGGGGCACCUCGCAGGCCCAGGACCGGGUGCUGGCCGGGCCCCAGCACAUCCCAGACCGACCGUGGCGCACAGGUGGCGGGGCUGGAGCCGUGCUGGCUCUCCGGGACACGCCUUUCUUUUCCUUGGGGCUUUGUUCCCAUCGCCAGGACGGCCUUGCUCACGGGGCUGUUCUGGUGGUGGGUCCCUUCCCCCACCAGCUCCUCUCCCUGCCCGUCCGCUUGGGCACACCCUGAACUUGCACCCUUUAGAGGUCUUCCCCCUGCGAAAGCCCAGCCCGAGAAGGAGAAGCCGACUGACCUAUGCACGGACGUGGAGAUCCGACGGCAGGAGGAACUUCCUGAGCGUGGCCUUGCUGAGACUGGGUGGCCGUGGGCCUAGGCCUCGAGCUGCUGAUCUUGACGUAGCUUUAAGUCACACUAGACUAGAAAGGGCUGAGCCCACGGUCCUCCGACAUGCAUCAGACCGGCUUUCCUGGCUUAUCCCCAAGCUCUUCAGCUUUGUUAUUGUACCGAUACCUCAAAUUCGAAGCUUUAGUUUUUGAGAAAGGCAAGUCUUUGUUCUCAAAAUGCCCGGCUGCUGCAUGUGCAACUCUGGCCUCCACACACAGACGCGGCAGCGCCGCCCCCGGGCUGGCCCCAUGCCCAGGACUGCCCACUCAGUCCCCACGCGUGGACUUGUCCUGUGACCCAGGUCGGACCCUGGGGAGACGGGCUGUCUGUCUCUCGGGUGUGGCCUCAGCGGGGCUGGGCGAAGGGACGGGAAGCCCUGGAGGGAUGCUUCUCUGGCGCCUGUGAGGGGGCUCGGUGCAGAGAGCCAUGGUGCCCACGCUGUGUGCUUGCCUCAGCCACGGGAACCACCCCGUGCCAGGCGUCGUGGUGACAGAUUAACCUAACAGGCAUGAAGCCGUCACCCCCGAGCCCUCAGGCAGGCCUGGUCUGAAAAACCAGCAGACGUGGAGCUGGCGGCCUGGUGCCUGGGCCAAUACGAUCAUGUUCAUCCCCCCCCCCCCCCCCAAUGCUGAAUUAUCCCCACUCUGGCCAAAGACAUGCUCCCUGAGACCCAGGGCAGGCGGUGAGGGGCGCUGGGCAGAUGCAGCAGCCCCCCAGCCCACAGCCUCUGUUGGCAGAGACCCAGACAAGCAAGCGUCCUCAGGAUCACAGGACAUUUUGAGCAGUUUAACGUGGUACCAAACUGAGUCCAGACAGAAGCUAUUUCUAGGUGAAGCGAUGCCUAUUUUUCAAGUUAAGAUGCACAGACCUACGUAGAUGCACUUUGCCGAAAAGUUAGGUUUGGUGUAGACCAGAAGCCACACGUGAUUUCUUGUUUUCUUAGAAGACAUUUCUAUUUACAGUAAAUAUCGUUAGUAUGUAAAUAAUGUACAUAUAUGUUGAUUCCUGGGGUGUUUAUUCAAUGUAUAUACUCCCACAAUUUGCAUGAAGAAAUAUCGUACAUCAGUAUUUUGUUGUAAAUAGUAAAACUGGAGGGGGUGUGGCUGUCAAAUACUAUGUUCACGGAAUAAAAGGAAAUGCAUUGUUACAA
Myotis myotis is the source of this 3887-nucleotide messenger RNA. It is a transcript of the gene CYTH3, whose product is annotated as cytohesin 3. Gene Ontology annotation, biological process: regulation of ARF protein signal transduction. Lineage: Eukaryota; Metazoa; Chordata; Mammalia; Chiroptera; Vespertilionidae. Bases 98 to 1303 code for a protein of 401 amino acids. The record is from RefSeq and is a predicted model, not a curated record. The transcript is spliced from 13 exons. Gene Ontology annotation, molecular function: guanyl-nucleotide exchange factor activity.